AUGAAUCCUACUAUUAAAUAUAACACUGAUGCUUAUUCCUUUCAACCCUCCCUAUCAAAACUCGAACCUCCUAAUUACAACUUCUCCGAUGCUCAAUAUCCUCUGUCUCCCGACGUGAUGCUAGACAUUAUAAUUUCGCAGCGCAUUCCUCCAGACAUUCUUAAAAAAAUCGAACGCCGAAUUCACACACCUUUAAGAGAUCUCAUCAGACCAGGACAAAGAAAAUCACGCCAUCGUACUGGUCCACCUCGGCCACAGAAUAUGUACAUUUUAUAUCGUCGCGAUUUACAAAAGAAGAUCAAUGAAGUCAAAGGUCACGAUGUUGGUAGUCAGCUAGAAUUUGUAUCCAAAAUUGCAAGCAGGGGAUGGGAAAAGAUCGAUUCGGAGACACGGUUGUUAUACAAUUAUAUCGCUGAGUGUGCAAAGGAGUUUCAUAGCUAUAUUUUUCCUGGAUACACUUACCAACCAAAGAAGAAAGCCAUAAUUGCUGAAUCAGUGUACAUAUUUAGUACAAACGAAUUAACGGACGAUGCUCUUUGUCCAUCAACCUUAUCUGAAACUCAACCGAAUGUUAGCAAUAUUACGUCUACUAAUUAUACAGUUGCACAUAAUAAUAUUGUCACUGGUUCUAUCGAUAAUUCUUAUCCAUUAUCCCCUUCUAUUACUUCAUUAUCUUCACCUGUUCUCAACAAUACUGCUUUUAUUGAUAACAGCAAUAGCAGUAAUAUUUGUAAUUGGGCUGCUGAUUCUUGGCAAUUAUCUGCAUUUUCUUGUAAUUCUUUUAUUCAAGAUAAACCACUGAUUGCUUAUGAUGCUACCACGAUUGAUCCAUCGUGGAGAAAUCUGCUACCUCCCCUUAGUCAACCUUCAACUAGUCGUAGUCAUGUUGACCGUGGACAUCUUCACUCUGUUGACAGACAAGUGCGUUUGUAG
This is a messenger RNA of Paraglomus brasilianum, 933 nucleotides long. NCBI's taxonomy places the organism in Eukaryota, Fungi, Glomeromycota, Glomeromycetes, Paraglomerales, Paraglomeraceae. The record is from the annotation of a GenBank genome assembly.